CUAGGAGGAGCCCGCAGAGCCCUCCUGGGGGUUUCAUCUCCCGGGCCUCAGUUUACCCCUGUGGAACGUGGGAGAUGGACUCUCGAGGGAGCGAUGGUGGCCACACCUGCCCUGUUGUUUAUUUAACACGGUGUUCAACCAGGCACGCAUUUAUUAAUCUCCACUCCGUGCCAGGCGGGGUUUGCCAGCUUCAUUACUCGCUAGAAGUACCGAGGAAAUGUUGGUUGGCUUUGGACAUCCCCAGCCUAGUGAUUAGAGAGCCAGAAGGCCUUGGGGAGUGGUCUGGCCCCUCCAGGCCACAAGCAUUUAUUAAGCUCCUGCUGUGUGCUGGGUUCUGGGCAUUGAAAGGCAGAAACAGCCCUUUCCCUCAAGGAGGUCACUUUCCAAUGGAGAAAACAACUUGCCACAAGAUUUGUAGGAGAUACUGGAGUUAGAAUCUCAGAGGGGAGACACUGACCUUUAGGGAAAAGUUUCUUGCAAUUAGGAAAUGUGCUUUCUCGUCCUGACUCCGACAAUUGUGUGACCUCUCAGUGACCCCGGGGGACUCCAAGUUGACCAUCUGCAUCUUUAGCACACCGGGAGUUCCCUCCGCCUUUGAAAUAAUGAGAGAGGGAGUAAGUAUUUCUAGAGUGCCUCUAAUGCACCAGGCACUGUGACACUAAACGCUAUAGUCAUUAUCCGUGUUUUUACAUUUGUGGAAAGUGGGGGAAAGUGAGUUGCCCAAGGUCACACCCUUAAUAAGCUGAGUCAGGAUUUGAAGUCAGGUCUUCCCUCAUUCCAAAUUCAGCAUUCUAUUAACUAUGCCACUCCCAAGCAUAGUUAAAAAACAGAAAGGGAGAGGAGAUCUUUAAACUUAGUUUUGUUUGCUUUGCAAACUGCUUCUAAGUUCUUAGUGCUCCAGGAGUUCGGAAGAGCUUAUAGCUUGUUUAUUGUAAAUAUAUGCCUCAGAUGAUUAGUCUGGAUGCUUUAUUUAUAUUUUUACAUUUUCUAAAACUUGUAAUAUUCCAAAGAAUUCAGAAUUUGGGGUUGAAGGAGAUUUUGUGUCAGAAAAAAUGUCAGACAAAAGAGAGUUCCUGGUUUUUUAUUUAAUUUGUUUUAGGUGGUUUUUUGGUUUGUUUUGUUUUUUAAUAAGAAGCUGCCCUCUUUCUAAUCUAGAAGUUCCUGUUUUUGAGCGGGGCAAGUUUGCAUUUUUCUCAUAAAAGAUAGUCUUUCUCAUAGUCCUGGGACAUAGUAGCUCAAGACAAUGGAUAGACAGACUUAGACACCAGCAGCUAAGCUGAAAUCACUGAAUGGGAUGGAAUUUACAGGUAGAAAGGAUCAUAGCAUUACAGACCUUCUUAACUUGGGACUAGCCCUACUAUGUGCCUGAUGCUAGAAGGCAUUUAAUGCUUUUUGACUCUGCUCUCAAAGGCCCUCUACUUCAUCUCCCUUAUUUUACAGAUAAUGAGACAGGCCCAGGAACUUUAAGUGCUCAGCCGUCCCAUCAGGCUGGAUUUGAACCUAGGUUCUUUGACUCUACAGCCAGUGUUCUUUCCAUUGUCCCAGACUUGAGAUAACCUAGUUGACAUUCUUCAUUUUAUAGCUGAAAAAACUGAAGCUCAAGUUAAUGGCAGAACUGAGACUAGCAUGCAGAAAGGGGAGCAGUGACUUGAGAUAUAGCAGCAGCUACUGGUAAAAAUUUGGGAAGGUUAAUGUUGGUUUGGGAAUGAGCUAUGGAUUUCACUUAGACACACUGUCGUUCUUUGAGAGUAAAGGUAGGUGUAAGUCUAGCUAUUGAAAUACGUUACUCUUAAAGAUUCUUAGCAUUUGUUACUACUGAACAGUAAAAACACUAGAACCUGGAAAUGGGAAAAGGUUUGACACUUUUUGUACCCAGGAUUAGAAGAGUUGAAAUGUUACUCUGUUAUUCAAAUGAAUUUGAAGAUUGAGCAAGAAAAAUCCAUUUAAAGAAAUAUGUCAUAAGAUUUUCUUUAAAUACCCAAGAUCAAUGUUCACUAGCGGCCUUACCGAGAGUACGCAGAAAGAAGUGCGUAUAGUCGGCGUUGAAGCCGAGUCAAUGAAUUUAGUAUUGAACUAUGCAUAUACCUCCAGAGUCGUACUCACCGAGGCCAAUGUCCAAGCUUUGUUCACUGCAGCGAGCAUCUUCCAGAUCCCUUCUAUACAGGACCAGUGUGCUAAUUAUAUGAUAAGUCAUCUGGAUCCACAAAACUCUAUUGGGGUCUUUAUCUUUGCUGAUCACUAUGGUCAUCAGGAGCUAAAAGACCGAUCACAAGAGUACAUUCGUAAAAAGUUUCUGUGUGUCACCAAAGAACAAGAGUUUCUCCACUUAAGGAAAGAUCAGCUCAUCAGUAUACUAGACAGCGAUGACUUAAAUGUUGACAAAGAAGAACAUGUCUAUGACAGUAUCAUCAGGUGGUUUGAACAUGAACGAGAGGGAAGAGAAGCACACCUUGCAGAAAUAUUUGCCAAGUGCAUCCGUAUGCCUCUGAUGGAAGACACCUUUGUUGAGAAAAUUCCUCCCAUGUUUGCCGAGGCCAUCGUCCAGAAGGGGCCGUGUAGUGCCAAUGGCUACACACAGAGGCUUGGGAUGACUGCAUCAGAAAUGAUCAUAUGUUUUGAUGCUGCCCACAAACACUCAGGAAAGAAGCAAACAGUGCCUUGUCUCGAUAUAGUCACAGGGAGAGUGUUCAAACUAUGCAAACCACCCAAUGACCUGAGAGAGGUGGGAAUCCUUGUGUCCCCAGAUAAUGACAUUUACAUCGCCGGAGGCUACAGGCCAAGCAGCAGUGAAGUCUCCAUCGACCACAAGGCGGAGAGUGACUUCUGGAUGUAUGAUCAUGCUACAAAUAGAUGGAUACCCAAAGCUCCUUUACUUCGAGCCAGAAUAGGCUGUAAACUGGUUCAUUGCUGUGGGAAACUCUAUGCAAUAGGUGGGCGUGUUUAUGAAGGUGAUGGGAGGAACCCCCUAAAAUCUGUGGAGUGUUAUGACAGCAGAGAUAACUGUUGGACAGCUGUUAGCCCAAUGCCUGUAGCAAUGGAGUUCCACAGUGCUGUGGAGUAUAAAGAAAACAUCUAUGUUCUACAGGGAGAAUCUUUCCUCUGCUAUGAUCCUCAGAAAGACUACUGGGGCUUUUUAAUACCCAUGACUGUGCCUAGAACCCAGGGCUUAGCAGCUGUAUAUAAUGACUCGAUCUACUACAUAGCUGGAACCUGUGGAAAUCAUCAGCGUAUGUUUACCGUGGAGGCCUACGAUAUUGAGCUAAACAAAUGGACUUGCAAGAAAGAUUUUCCUUGUGAUCAGUCCAUAAAUCCAUAUCUUAAACUAGUACUUCUCAAUAAUAAACUCCACUUGUUUGUUCGAGCAACUCAAGUGACUGUGGAAGAGCACGUCUUCAGGACCAGCAGAAAAAAUUCGCUUUACCAAUAUGACGAGGAUACUGACCAGUGGAAGAAAGUGUAUGAGACUCCAGAUCGCCUCUGGGAUCUCGGUCGUCAUUUUGAAUGUGCCGUUGCUAAACUGUAUCCACAAUGUCUUCAGAAAGUACUUUAAUGAGAAACAGGCCUUAGGAUUUGAGUAGUAACUGAUACUUGAGAUGACAUGUCUUAGAAUAAAACAAAGACAUUCUGUCAGUAUUUAAUGUAAGCUGAAAGAGUUGUGUUCAUGGGGAUGGGUGCUCUUAGAGGUUGCAGUGUGGGGAGGGAUUUGCUCUCAUACUUGUGAUGUUUUCAGUUCAGCAAGGGGAUGGUGACAAAGUGCAAUUAUCAGCAUUUUUUCUGAUAUAAAUUUAAUCAUGUCAUUCUAGAGGGUUUCUGUGAUUUAAAGCAACUAAGAUGUCAGAAGAACCAAGACAACUAUGCACUACUGCAAGAGCUUGGAUAGCAUUACUGGAUAUGGAUGUCCAAACUGGUUCGAAGUGACUUCUUUUAAAUACGGGUAAAAAUUUGAGGCAAUAUCACUAGGUCUUUACUUUAGCUGUGACUUAACCGACAUAGAGGAACACUCCAUUAGGUCCUGAUUCUUAAUAUUUAUACAUUUUUAUGUAUGCUAUUUCAAGUGUACUGAUGUGUUUGUUAUAUGUUCAGCUGUUAUAAUAAGUUUUGAGAAAAUAUUAAUCUCAGAAAAAAAAAAGCUGUUUUGGGUAAUUAACAUUUCCUAUGUGGCUUUAAGUCAACCUAAUGAUAUAAGUUAGCAAUUUUUUUGGCAACAAAAUGUUUUCAAGUGCUAACACUUGUCUUGUUUGGGGGGGUUAAAAAAGAUAAUAAUCCGGUAAAGGGCUUUUAAAACCCAAAGGCGGCUGGUGCUAGUAUACUUCCAUUUUCGUGUGGCCAGGUACCGUUACCUUGCCUGACUCCGUGCUUGUCUUUCAAAGUGGUCUGCUGGUUUUAUGGCCAGAGUAUAUCAUCUGUAGACCUCUUGAGUUGAGUGGGAUUCUGCAUUUAAAAUGAUAGCAGAAUAUGGCUAUUUGUUGAUUUCAGUUUCUCUCAUUCUUAUUUUUUGGAAAAUUGAGAGCUUUAUGGUUUUUGUUUUUGUCUUUUUUGCAUGAAGUUGGUUCCAAAACUUCUUAGUAGAUCUGACAUUUGGCUUGUCCUUUUUCCUCCAUUUCUAUUUAUCCUAACACCGUAAAAAUGUUGUGUCUAUUCUCCACAGAAGAUAAUGUGAGAAUUGGCCUUAUUUUUGAUAGUUUUUUUUAAAGGAAGAGACAUGAACUUAAAAAUUUUUAACUUGAGUUUUUUUUUUUUUCAUUUUUUGUAUCUUUAACAUCAAAUUUAUGAAAACUAGAUCCUUUUCCUAGGGUUAGCCUCAGCUUGGUUGAAGGGGCUUGAAAAGGAGAACAACAUGAAAAGUUUGAUAUCUCAUUUUUUAAAUCAGUCAUAACAUAACUGCAUCUUUAGAUUCCAAGCGUCAUUCUUUAUAUUUGACAAAUUUCUAGCACUAAGCUAAGUACAUUCAAGCGAAGAAGAACAAUUCAUUUGUAAUAUUUAAAUAAGGCAGAUAUUUGGAUCAGUAACUUAUUUUUUAUAGUCCUUAGACAAGUUGAUAGCAGUUAAGUGUAAUCCAGAAUCUGUCCUUAUCACAUGAGCAAUUUUUAUCUUCUUUAAAGAAAGCAAACUGACAUAGUUCUUAUUUAAAUAUUGCACAAAUUUUAACGUGAUACUGUGAAAACAAAAAAUUUUUUAACAUUGCCUCCUUGCAUCACAUACCUCAUUUUCCAGAAACUUACCAAACUGCUUCUUGGAGAGAUGUAUAAGUAGUGGGAGUUUUCUGAAGCAGACUUUAAGGUUGAUGGCAUUUAUAGAGUUACAUUAAAAUUUUAGAGUGGAGUCCUAGAAAGCAAGAUGUGUGCUUUCUUGGUUUUUGUUACAAUGCUGUUCUGUCGCUAAUUUUUUUUUUUUUGGAAGUACAAGUCAGUCAAUCAAAAUGUUCAUUUCCCAUCCCCCUCCCCAGUUUUUUAUUUUUUAUUUUUUGUGUAAUUUGUAUAGUUUUGUGUAAGGCUCUAUCUGCAAGCUUUUUGAAGCACCCUUCCUUCCUCACAGUGUUGCAUUAGUCUGUAAAAACUAUCCUUGUAAAAGUGUUAAGUGUUAGUUUUUUGUUUUAAAAGCUUGGUUGACUAUUUAGAUUUCCUGCUGCUUUUUGACAAUCUGUAUUUAUUUAGUAGAACAAAAUUUUCAGCAUAUUACUUGAAAACAUGACCUAGAACAUUUGAUUUAGCAAUUGACUGAUCAUAUGAUUGUAUAGGAGUACAACAUGCUGUAGUUAAUUCUACAGUGAGUUUAUUUUGUUGAUCUGCACUAAAGUACAACUUUUGUUGUUGUUUUAUCCAUUUAUGCUGAGGGUACGAUCUGAGACAAUAGUGUAUUCAAAAGCUAAAGCCUGUAACUUGCCACAGGAGUUAUAUCUAUUGAAUCUUAAGUGUGCAUAAUUCUUUGUCUAAACAAUAAUCUAGCUGGGACCUUUUGCCACUUUUAAAUGCUUUCAAAAGAAGGCCUUAAAGUCGCAUUGGUGAUGGUUUUUGCUCUCUAGUUAGAUUUUUCAGGUAAAUUUUCAUAGUGUGGGGAGAACAUUGGUAAAAGGUACCAAAAGUACUAUAGGAUUAAAACUUAGGGCCGUGUUGAAAGAUUAUUUAUACAGCAUCUUCCGAUAUAUUUAGAAAAUGUGAACUAAGACUUUACAGGAAAGUGAAGUUGAAAUCUGUUUUCCAUCUUCAUUUGUUAUGGUACACAGCUGAUGUUAGAUUAAGUCUCAAAAUGAUAGCAGUGGUGCAUGAGACAAGGUGGAUGUGGUCUGUGAGGCAUCAAAUUCACUGUUUAAGGCAGUUUAAAAUGGCGUUCAAUGUUCAGUGCUCAGGUAUGUAGUAAGAAGUACUGUAGUCCGGGGGCAGGGGCUGGGGAGGGGGUGGGAGGGAAAUGUGUGGAAUUUUUAAACAUUUUGCCAUAAUUGCACAAUU
Dromiciops gliroides (monito del monte) is the source of this 6446-nucleotide messenger RNA. It is a transcript of the gene KBTBD8, whose product is annotated as kelch repeat and BTB domain containing 8. The record is from RefSeq and is a predicted model, not a curated record. Gene Ontology annotation, biological process: neural crest cell development. NCBI's taxonomy places the organism in Eukaryota, Metazoa, Chordata, Mammalia, Microbiotheria, Microbiotheriidae. Bases 1988 to 3550 code for a protein of 520 amino acids. Gene Ontology annotation, molecular function: protein binding. The transcript has 3 exons.